Molecule: messenger RNA, 1609 nt
Organism: Chenopodium quinoa (quinoa)
Lineage: Eukaryota; Viridiplantae; Streptophyta; Magnoliopsida; Caryophyllales; Amaranthaceae
Product: ribose-phosphate pyrophosphokinase 2, chloroplastic-like
Exons: 8
Coding region: 215-1405 (396 amino acids)
Biological process (GO): ribonucleoside monophosphate biosynthetic process; 5-phosphoribose 1-diphosphate biosynthetic process; purine nucleotide biosynthetic process
Cellular component (GO): cytoplasm; ribose phosphate diphosphokinase complex
Molecular function (GO): magnesium ion binding; ribose phosphate diphosphokinase activity
Source: RefSeq, a predicted model, not a curated record
UCCAUAAACCGAUUAUUUUUUUCUCAAGAUCCACACCAAGAUCUCAUAUGAUCGUUUCAAUAGAUGAGUUACACCAACAUAUCCUCAAUCGAAAAAAAAUUAGUUAAGUGGUCAAAUAAAAUAUACGGCGUAAUCACCCAACCCUGGUCCGGUGUCAAGUCCUAGAAAAGCAAAGUUAUAACACCAGAAAAGAAAUACACAUUACACAUACACAAUGGCGUCAAUGGCUCUUCGGUGUUUGUCAUCUUCGUCUUCUUCUACUUCCUUUUGCCCUACUUUUGCCCCUCCUCCUCGCUCGCUGCCUUGUCGCAUCUCACUCCCUUUUACCGUUAAAUGUAAUGGUUCAGAGCCGUUGGAGACAGUUAAUGGACGACCAUCUCUCCCUUUCCCAAUCCUCGACGAGCAUUCUCAGCCAAAGUUGAUGCACUCGAGACGUUUAGAGAAUUCUGUAAAUACGAGUGAUACAAGGCUGAAACUGUUUUCAGGGACAGCAAAUCUUGCUCUGGCUAAGGAAGUUGCUUGGUACAUGGGUAUAGAGCUGGGAAAAGUGAAGAUAAGUCGCUUUGCAGAUGGCGAGAUUAAUGUGCAGCUGAAAGAGAGUGUGAGAGGGUGUGAUGUAUUUAUCAUUCAACCCACAAGCCCUCCGGUAAAUGAAAAUCUAAUGGAGCUUUUUUUAAUGAUAGAUGCUUGUCGUAGAGCAUCAGCCAAAACUAUCACUGCAGUCAUUCCAUAUUUUGGAUAUGCCAGAGCAGAUAGGAAGACUCAGGGUCGUGAAUCCCUUGCUGCCAAACUAGUUGCAAAUCAAAUUACAGCGGCAGGUGCUACAAGGGUGCUGGCAUGUGAUCUCCAUUCUGGGCAAUCAAUGGGUUACUUUGAUAUUCCUAUAGAUCAUUUAUACUGUCAGCCUGUGAUACUUGAUUAUCUAGCAAGAAAGGGUAUUGCUUCAAGUGACUUGGUUGUAGUUUCCCCCGAUGUUGGAGGAGUUGCAAGGGCCCGUGCUUUUGCCAAAAAGCUGUCUGAUGCACCUUUAGCCAUUGUGGAUAAAAGACGGCAUGCUCACAAUGUAGCUGAGGUGAUGAAUCUUAUUGGUGAUGUGAAAGGAAAAGUUGCUGUUAUGUUGGAUGACAUGAUAGACACUGCUGGUACUAUUACAAAAGGUGCAGAAUUGCUGCAUGAAGAGGGGGCUAGAGAAGUCUAUGCAUGUUGCACUCAUGCUGUCUUUAGUCCACCAGCAAUUGAGAGAUUGUCCAGUGGUUGUUUCCAGGAAGUGAUCGUAACAAACACAAUUCCAAUGGCAGUAAAGAACUUGUUCCCCCAGCUGACUGUCCUUUCGACAGCAAACCUUUUGGGGGAAACCAUUUGGAGGAUUCAUGACGACGACUCCGUUAGUAGUAUGUUUCAGUGAAAUUAGCCAGUCCACCAACAUUUACAUAGUAGCGUAUCUUAUAGAGCCAAAUCUUUUGUAGGUUUCUUUGGUGUCCUCGUUAGUUUCUUGCCUUCAUAAACAUACAAAUACAGGGUUAAUUUAAGCUAGUACGAGUAGUUAUUAUCCGAUGUAGUACAAAGAGUAGCAUAUAUUUUUAGUGUCGCUUACAGUUAAAUUCAAGAU